Messenger RNA from Penicillium argentinense, 276 nucleotides. RefSeq lists its product as uncharacterized. Bases 1 to 276 code for a protein of 91 amino acids. Lineage: Eukaryota; Fungi; Ascomycota; Eurotiomycetes; Eurotiales; Aspergillaceae. The transcript has 2 exons. The record is from RefSeq and is a predicted model, not a curated record.
AUGUAUUAUCAAGUGAUGAUCUCGAGACAAGCUGCAUCCAAGUGGAAAGUUACGGUGAAUAAGAAGGUCGUCUCACGAGACACAGAAGAGGAUGUAGCCCUGACUCCGAGCGCUUACCGGCCGAUACCCCUGAAGGGUAAGUUGGAGAAAUUAUUGGAAGGGCAGAUCUCUCGUAAAGCAGGUAUAAGGUCGGACGAUACCUCAAUCGUUGUGCUGGUGAUCGAUCGCUCCCAACGCAACCUAAUAAAGCGAUUUGAUAAUCUCGGCAUCGCUUAG